AUGAGCAAAGACAGAACUUCCUUAUUCUGUAGGUUGAAUGAUUACAAGCCCUUAAAGAACGCAUCAGGAAGCAUCAAGGAUGAAAAAGAUUCUCAGAACUUGAUGUUAGAAAAAACCAAAGAAGAGGAGUCUUUAAGAAAUUCCAGCUUGAUUUUAGGAGCAAGAAAAAUGCCAGGGCCAAUGGAGCAAUAUGAUAAACUGGAUAUGUCAGCUAUGAUCACAUUGGGGUCAGCUUUGGACAGAGAGCAAAUUUCCAGAAAGAUCCUUCCAGAGGUUGUGCCAGUCACUCUAAACCGUAAAAUGAAAGCCAGAGAGAAGUACCAAUCUGACCUGUGGUUAGAAAUUGAACACCCGAAUAAAGGUUUAGGGCUACAAGACCCAAGUUCAUCUUCCUUGGCACUUUUUAAUACAACUUCUAAUGCCAUGGCUCAGUGUGAAGGCGAUCCAGUUGACAAUAUAUUUGAACAGAAUCUAAAGAUCAAGUUUUACAUCAGUUCUGGGUCCACAUCUCCAUCUUCGUAUAGUGGAGACGAAGCAGACACAGUGAAGAUCACAGAUUCUGCUCACCUUCCAGUUCACACACCAACAAUAAAGAGAAAAGAAUGUCAUAGUAGAAUCCUCUUUCCAACUAAGCAUAAGGCCCACCGGUUUUUCCUCACAUCCUUUACCGCUCCCACCAAGUGUCACCAGUGCACGUCUCUGAUGGUGGGUUUGAUAAGACAAGGCUGCACCUGUGAUGCAUGUGGGUUCUCAUGUCACACAGCCUGUGUAGAAAAAGCUCCAAGAGCUUGUCCGGUGCCUUUUUAUCAGAAGGAAGGUGCCUUCUGCCUAGACCCACAGAAAGGCUUGGGAACAGCCUAUGAAGGCCAUGUCUGGAUUCCAAAGAAAGCAGGCAUGAAAAAGGGAUGGCAGAGGGCAUUGGCCAUAGUUUGUGACUUCAAACUCUUCCUAUAUGAUAUGAAUGAAGAAGACUCAAAACCGAAUGUUGUAGUGAGUCAAGUAAUUGACAUGAGAGUCUUGCUUUUCCUGCAGGGAUGGAGCUUUUUCUGUCAGUUCAGUCUGGCCCUCUGA
Messenger RNA from Dama dama (fallow deer), 1071 nucleotides. RefSeq names its product serine/threonine-protein kinase MRCK alpha-like. The record is from RefSeq and is a predicted model, not a curated record. Gene Ontology annotation, molecular function: protein serine/threonine kinase activity. Gene Ontology annotation, biological process: actomyosin structure organization; peptidyl-threonine phosphorylation. The coding region runs from base 1 to 1071 and encodes 356 amino acids. The transcript is spliced from 11 exons. Gene Ontology annotation, cellular component: cytoskeleton; cytoplasm; actomyosin. NCBI's taxonomy places the organism in Eukaryota, Metazoa, Chordata, Mammalia, Artiodactyla, Cervidae.